AUGGCCCGAGCGCGCGCCCCGGCCCUGCUGCUGCUGCUGGGCCCGCUGCUGGCAGCCGCCGCAGCGCAGAACGUGGGACCCCCAGGCCCCCCUGGGCCACAAGGGCCACCGGGAAAGCCAGGCAAGGAUGGCAUUGAUGGAGAAGUUGGUCCUCCAGGUCUACCUGGGCCCCUGGGACCGAAAGGGGCCCCAGGGAAGCCGGGGAAACCAGGAGAGGCUGGGCUGCCGGGACUGCCGGGCGUGGACGGCCUGACUGGACGGGAUGGACCCCCUGGACCUAAGGGUGCCCCUGGAGAACGGGGAAGUCUGGGACCCCCGGGGCCGCCUGGGCUCGGGGGCAAAGGCCUCCCCGGACCCCCUGGAGAGGCAGGAGUGAGUGGCCUCCCAGGUGGGAUUGGCCUCCGUGGCCCCCCGGGACCCUCUGGACUCCCAGGCCUCCCUGGCCCCCCAGGACCUCCUGGACCCCCUGGACAGCCAGGGGUCCUCCCCGAAGGCGCUACUGACCUUCAGUGCCCAGCCAUCUGCCCACCAGGCCCUCCCGGACCUCCAGGAAUGCCAGGGUUCAAGGGCCCCACUGGCUACAAAGGGGAGCAGGGAGAAGUGGGCAAAGAUGGCGAGAAGGGUGACCGCGGCCCCCCUGGACCCCCUGGCGUCCCAGGCACUGUGGGGCUGCAGGGCCCCCGGGGAUUACAAGGACUGCCGGGGCCACUUGGGCCCCCUGGGGACCGGGGUCCCAUUGGUUUCCGAGGGCCCCCCGGGAUCCCAGGAGUACCUGGGAAGGUGGGUGACAGAGGCGAGAGGGGCCCAGAGGGAUUCCGUGGCCCCAAGGGUGACUUGGGCAGACCUGGUCCCAAAGGAAUCCCUGGAGUGGCUGGGCUGGCUGGAGAGCCGGGCAUGCCAGGCAAGGAUGGCCGGGACGGCAUGCCAGGGCUCCAUGGAGAGAAGGGAGAGGCCGGUCGCAAUGGCGCCCCUGGAGAGAAGGGCCCCAACGGGCUGCCGGGACUCCCUGGACGUGCAGGGUCCAAAGGCGAGAAGGGAGAACUGGGCAGAGCUGGGGAGCUGGGUGAGGCUGGCCCCUCGGGAGAACCAGGCAUGCCUGGAGACACUGGCAUGCCCGGGGAGCGCGGUGAGGCUGGCCACAGGGGCUCUGCGGGGGCCCUUGGCCCGCAAGGCCCUCCUGGGGCCCCUGGCAUCCGCGGCUUCCAGGGCCAGAAGGGCAGCAUGGGAGAGCCUGGCCUUCCGGGCCCCCAAGGCCUCCGAGGUGACAUGGGUGACCGGGGCCCAGGAGGUGCCACAGGACCCAAGGGAGACCAGGGCAUUGCAGGUUCCGAUGGCCUUCCUGGGGAGAAAGGAGAACGGGGUCCCAGUGGCCCUGUCGGACCAAAAGGAGAGUCUGGCAGUCGAGGGGAGCUGGGCCCCAAAGGCAUCCAGGGUCCCAACGGCACCAGUGGUGUCCAGGGCGUCCCGGGCCCUCCCGGGCCCCUGGGCUUCCAGGGCGUCCAGGGCAUCCCUGGCAUCACGGGGAAACCAGGAGUUCCGGGGAAAGAUGCCAGUGAGCAGCGCAUCAGGGAGCUGUGUGGGGGAAUGAUAAGCGAACGAAUAGCAGGAUUAGCCGCUCACCUGAGGAAGCCUUUGGCACCGGGAGCCAUCGGUCGGCCAGGUCCAGCAGGCCCACCAGGGCCCCCAGGUCCCCCAGGCUCCAUCGGUCACCCUGGUGCUCGAGGGCCCCCUGGAUAUCGUGGUCCCACUGGGGAGCUGGGAGACCCUGGACCCAGAGGAAACCAGGGCGACAGAGGAGACAAGGGCUCAGUGGGCCCGGGGCUGGCUGGACCAGGCGGGGACCAGGGCCUGCAAGGGCCGCAAGGCGUGCCUGGCAUCAGCAAGGAUGGCCGCGAUGGCGCCCACGGUGAGCCUGGGCUUCCCGGUGAUCCUGGCCUUCCUGGUGCUGUGGGUGCUCAGGGGACUCCGGGGAUCUGUGACACCUCAGCCUGCCAAGGAGCUGUGUUAGGAGGGGGCGGGGAAAAGUCAGGUCCCAGGAGCUCCUAAAACAGAACCUAAGGAAGCAAGACAGCAGCAGCCACGACUGAAGCUCCAAGUUCUGAAAGGCACCGGAUCAGCAGUGUUCACAUAGCAAGGAGCGGACGGUGCGACGGGCUAGCUACGUCCAGGCACGGCUUCUGAGAGCAUCCUGACCACGCGUUGUCAGAUUGUUCUGUCUCCACGCCUAUUGACAAUGGUCCAUUCAUCUGUGCUAGCAUACCUCAAACACAGGCCCUGAUACAAUUGUAAACCCAACAUUCAAGAGGGAUAUAGGAUGUACAUAUAAAAAGUUUUGUACAAUUCCAUGAGAUAAAGAAUAUUCAGCAACUUGUUUACAUAGCAUUUGCGUAAGGACUAUGACAUCAUC
Molecule: messenger RNA, 2407 nt
Organism: Cynocephalus volans (Philippine flying lemur)
Lineage: Eukaryota; Metazoa; Chordata; Mammalia; Dermoptera; Cynocephalidae
Gene: COL9A3
Product: collagen type IX alpha 3 chain
Exons: 32
Coding region: 1-2046 (681 amino acids)
Biological process (GO): extracellular matrix organization
Cellular component (GO): collagen type IX trimer
Molecular function (GO): extracellular matrix structural constituent conferring tensile strength
Source: RefSeq, a predicted model, not a curated record